AUGGAGCCUGGUGACGCGGCGCGCCUCGGCCCGGGACGGGCGGCCCGGGCGCUGCCACCGCGGCUGCUGCUGCUGCCGCUGCUGCCACUGCUGCUGGGUCGGGGGCUGCGCGCCGCGGCCUCGGCCUCCACUGGGGCGGCGGCCGACGACAGCAGCGCCAUGGAGGAGCUCGCCACUGAGAAGGAGGCGGAGGAGAGCCACCGGCAAGACAGCGUGAGCCUGCUCACCUUCAUCCUGCUGCUCACGCUCACCAUCCUCACCAUCUGGCUCUUCAAGCACCGCCGGGUGCGCUUUCUGCACGAGACCGGGCUGGCCAUGAUCUACGGGCUCAUCGUUGGGGUGAUCCUGAGGUACGGCACCCCUGCCACCAGUGGUCAUGACAAGUCGCUCAGCUGUACCCAGGAAGACAGGGCCUUCAGCACCUUAUUGGUGAAUGUCAGUGGGAAGUUCUUCGAAUACACCCUGAAAGGAGAAAUCAGCCCUGGCAAGAUCAACAGUGUGGAGCAGAAUGACAUGCUGAGGAAGGUAACAUUUGAUCCAGAGGUCUUCUUCAACAUCCUUCUGCCUCCAAUUAUUUUCCAUGCUGGCUACAGUUUAAAGAAGAGACACUUUUUCAGAAAUCUCGGGUCUAUUCUGGCUUAUGCUUUCUUGGGGACUGCUGUUUCCUGCUUCAUUAUUGGAAAUCUUAUGUAUGGCGUGGUGAAGCUCAUGAAGAUUGUGGGACAGCUCUCGGAUAAAUUUUACUACACAGAUUGUCUCUUUUUUGGAGCAAUUAUCUCGGCCACUGACCCAGUGACCGUACUGGCAAUAUUUAACGAACUGCAUGCAGAUGUGGACCUUUAUGCACUUCUGUUUGGAGAAAGUGUCCUAAAUGAUGCUGUUGCCAUUGUCCUGUCCUCGUCUAUAGUUGCCUACCAGCCAGCAGGGCUGAACACUCAUGCCUUUGAUGCUGCUGCCUUUUUUAAAUCAGUGGGCAUUUUUCUAGGUAUAUUUAGUGGCUCUUUUACCAUGGGAGCCGUGACAGGCGUUGUGACUGCUCUGGUGACCAAGUUUACCAAGCUGCACUGCUUCCCCCUGCUGGAGACCGCACUUUUCUUCCUGAUGUCAUGGAGCACGUUCCUGUUGGCCGAAGCCUGCGGGUUUACAGGUGUUGUGGCGGUCCUUUUCUGUGGAAUCACACAGGCUCAUUACACCUACAACAAUCUGUCGGUGGAAUCAAGAAGUCGAACAAAGCAGCUCUUUGAGGUGUUACACUUUCUGGCCGAGAACUUCAUCUUCUCCUAUAUGGGCCUGGCGCUGUUUACCUUCCAGAAGCAUGUUUUCAGCCCCGUUUUCAUCAUUGGAGCUUUUGUUGCCAUCUUUCUGGGCAGAGCUGCACACAUCUACCCGCUCUCCUUCUUCCUCAACUUGGGCAGAAGGCAUAAGAUUGGCUGGAACUUUCAACACAUGAUGAUGUUUUCAGGCCUCAGGGGGGCAAUGGCAUUUGCACUGGCCAUCCGAGACACAGCAUCCUAUGCUCGCCAGAUGAUGUUCACGACCACCCUCCUCAUCGUCUUCUUCACCGUCUGGGUCAUUGGCGGAGGCACAACACCCAUGUUGUCAUGGCUUAACAUAAGAGUUGGCGUCGAGGAGCCCUCCGAAGAGGACCAGAAUGAACACCGCUGGCAGUACUUCAGAGUUGGCGUCGACCCAGAUCAAGACCCACCACCCAACAAUGACAGCUUUCAAGUCUUACAAGGGGAUGGACCAGAUUCUGCCAGAGGAAACCGGACAAAGCAGGAGAGUGCGUGGCUCUUCCGGCUGUGGUACAGCUUUGACCAUAAUUACUUGAAGCCCAUCCUCACACACAGUGGCCCCCCAUUAACUACCACGCUCCCAGCCUGGUGUGGCCUGCUUGCUCGGUGUCUGACCAGUCCUCAGGUGUAUGACAACCAAGAGCCGCUGAGAGAGGAAGACUCGGAUUUCAUCCUGACCGAGGGCGACCUCACCCUGACCUACGGGGGGGACAGCACAGUGACUGCAAAUGGCUCCUCAGGCUCCCACACGGCCUCCACAAGCCUCGAGGGCAGUCGGAGAACAAAGAGCAGCUCCGAGGAGGUGCUGGACCGAGCCCUGGGAAUGGGAGACCAGCCGGUGUCUAGCCGGGGCACGCGCCUGGUGUUCCCCCUGGAGGACAACGCGUGACUCUCCCCUCAGGGCCUGCAGCGAUGGGGCGACCCACACGUGCAGUGAGGAGGCCGCAAGCCCCACGGUUGUUUGAGAUGGGGCACUGACUGAGUGGAACUUGAUGCUUCUAUCUUCCUGAGGUCUGAAGCUAUCUUAACAUUUAAAAUUUAACCCAAGAUGCAGAUGGUGGGGCUUUUAUGUCUCUAACUCAAGACAAAUGCAGACCUAAUUCCUACUUUUUCACAUAGUAGUGUGCUGUUCAGAGUCAAACAAACAAAUAGCAUGCUUUAAUGGUCUAACUCAUUCACCUGCAGUAUCUGAGCAAGGUGUGGCAGGCAUGGGGAGUCCUCCCAGGAGAGGCUUCCAAUUGAUACACAGCAGUGCCAGCUCAGCUGGCUGCAGGAAUAGCAAGGCAGGGAAGAGCAGGCUGGAAGAACGAUCAAGAAGGAGGCAGCUGAGAUUGGACCUCCAAAGAUCAUGGGAAGCCCGUGGUCAAUGGGACAGAACUCACGAAGAUGCAAUUUGAGCGGAGGCCCUAGCACAGAGGAUGGUAGGACCGCGAUCUCAUUUCAGGCUUCUGGACCCCUUUCGCCACCUGGAUUUCCAGGAGGCUGAAGAUUGGAACUAUAUCCGUGAACAUUUCAACAUGGGGAAAGAAUUAGCAUUCCUUCUCUGGAAAUCUCCAGAAAGAAGUAGCUACUGAAAUGUUUAAAACCAAAGGCAAAAGCGUGUUAUGCUGUUGGGCUUUUAAAAUUAAUCUGAGGACAGGAGAAACUGUUUAGAAACUAAUGGCAAAAAUCAGUCAAUUCUUCAGGCUACCACAUGAGUGAGCUGCCUGGCAAUCGAUUCAUAGGACUGAGAUUUCUACUGUGGGUUUAGGAAUAACACCAAGAUUUGUGGGAUGCCUCUAUCGGGAUGAGAGAGCAGCAAGGAGCCUAGGAGGCAAUAGGCUAGUAUCCAGAGGGGGAAAAACACCACACUGCAAAAAAUAUUGACUGCAAAACACAAAAUACAAGCUCCUGUUCUAAGGACCGAGUAGAAUUCCAAACUUUGAUACUAAAUGCAUGGGAUUUCAGUGGCCAUGUGAGGAAUGAGAGGCAAGUCAAUGGAAAAUUAAGCGUUAUUCAAUCCCGUGGAAGGUUCCGCCUACUGUAAGAUUAAGAAUCCAGAUGUCUUAACACUGAGUGCCAUGUAGAGAAGGGUCAUUUUCUUGGUAUCUGGGGAGGCUCGCACCAGCUUAAUGUGUGAGCAUGGUUUGAAAUUUAGGUUUUUAGUUUGGCUUCUUUGUGGGUGAACUGUACUACCUGCCCACACCUGGGGCCUCCCAGGUAAAAUACUGAGGGAGCCCUUAGAAACCAAGUUUGGGAUUCUCCCUGUGUCUCUGCUUCAGUGCUGGUAUAUGUGAAAACCCAAUCUAUAAAAAAAUUGCUUUCAUAAAAUGUGGGCAUUUUUCUUAUUGUGGCAGACAAAAUUGUGGCCCAGUCGAGUGCUUCCAUAAAUGAAACCAGCCAUUUAAUCUUCUUAACUCGCAUUUUUAAUGGUUAAUAUUUAGAUAAGACAUUAUUAUACUUUGCUUUUUGAAUUGAUGAUUUGUGCAAAAUGGCAAAUAUUAUUAAGUUCAGCCAUAUGAAAUUGCUGAUAUUUAACCAUUUUUGAAAAAAUAGAAAUGGCAAUUUCAUAUGGUUUGAUAUGAUAUAAUUAAAUGAUUUGUAGUCCCCUCUUUCCUUUCUAUGUAUCCUAAAGUCCAUUUUUAUUUUAUCAUGGGCAUCCAUGGGCUUUGUAAGCUUGAAAAGUGAGCUAAACAACAUAUCUCACCCUGUAAGGCUCAGAAUUACCUAGGCUAGUCAGGGACUUGAGAAAAUCUCUGAGCCCAAGCCAGAGAAACAGCUUUUUUAGAGAGCCCCUGGAUAGGAGGUAGUCAUGUCGUGGGGUCAGAGUGCAGAGAGCGACUCCCAGGCUUGGGAGAAGGCUGGAGAUGUGCACAUGUGCCUAUGCCCAGAACCCGCAUAGGCUUUAUUCAGUACAGUUACCUCAGUAAUGACCAGUCAUGCCUGUAAACUUGAAAGGUGAGGCGUGUGUGUGUGUGUGUGUGUGUGUGUGAUUUGCAGAGAUGGAGGGAUAGGCUGGUCAGCUCUUUGGUUGGGUCUUUAUAAAACCUUGUUUCUCUCUUGUGUUGCUUACUUAUUUAAUUUUGGAGGGAAAAAGCUAACAGAAAAACCCUGAUAGGGUUCUUGAAAAAGAGCCAACCAGGUAGGACCCAUCCUCUUCUCAUUAAAGUCUAGGCUUUGUUGGCAUUUUGGCUUUCCAAGAAGCUUUUGUCAAAUUUAUAAGAAAUACCCUCGUGAGGGGGGGAAAUAACCAGAGUUCUCCAUCCUAGUCCUAAAUCAAUACAUAGAUUGUUGUGUUUUCACCAAAAGGGUCUUGUAGUCUUGACUCCAAACGUUUUAUUCGGACCUACUUAAAUCUAAGUAAAUGGAGAUUUGCCAAGAUCACAAUUUUGCUAGGGUUGUAGUUAUUUGGUUGGAUUUUUUACUCAGUGGAUAGGAGUAAGUCACUGACAUAUGAUCCUAAUUUUUGUUUCCAAGAUAUGAAGAAUAAUCCUGACCUUACCAGAGAUGCUAGGAAAUGAGUCCAUUCAUCAAAAUAUUUCCAUCUCUAGAAGCUUUAUACCUUUGCUGAAUGGGGAAAAGUAGGUGCCAUGAAGCCCCCAAACCAUCUAACUCAAGGCCAACUGUCUGCUGCCAAUCUGGCAUAAAUCCGAUUGAAACUGCUGAGUGCCUCAGAUUUAACAUCUUAUAAACAUAUAUGUUCUGGGUUGGAGGGGUGGAUUUUGGUUCAGCAGAGCUAGCUGUUCUAGAGGACAAGUCCUCAAUCCUGGCUGUGCAUUAGGAUUGCCUGGCUGGUUUUUUUUUGUUUUGUUUUUUUUUUUUUUAAUUUAUUUUUUAUUGGUGUUCAAUUUACUAACAUACAGAAUAACCCCCAGUGCCCGUCACCCAUUCACUCCCACCCCCCGCCCUCCUCCCCUUCUACCACCCCUAGUUGGUUUUUAAAAAAUACCAGUGUAAGGGCCCAAUGUUCAGAGCUUCACAUUCAGUAGGUUUAGAGUAGGGCCUGGCUUCAGUGCUUUAUUGAGGAUCUUCAGGGAUUCUAGUGUGCAGCCAGGGUCAGGAGGCUUUUAGUCCACAACCUGGAGUGGACCCUAUUUGGAACCUUGAAGAAUAGCCUAGCAAAUUAAGUUUCCUUUAAUCAUUAGUCCUGUGGAACAAUCUGAGUGAUGACCAAUUAAUAUAGAUUGGACAGCUGUGAAAGAGUUUCAUGCAAAUAAUCUUUGCAGAACUCCAGAACAUACUCCAUAAAGGACAACUGAAAAUGUCACACUUGAACCACCUUAGUGCAUAAAAGGGAGAGAAGGGUGACUUGAGUGGAUGUGUUGGGUGGGUGAGUGGGGAUUGAAAACCUGUCCUCUUGGCCGCUUAAAAGAAAGAGGCUUGGUCUUAACUGAGCAGCUAUCAAGUGUGAAGGUUUUGGAGAAGCUUGUCAUUUUAACAUAACCCAGGAUGAAAUGGAGUCCCCUUUGCAAUUCAAGUCAGCUUUCUUUCUCAUCACACGUAGCUUGUCCCCAGGUCUGAAUCCCUGCUGGGCUCCGGAGGAUGGGGGUGGGCCCAUGUAACACCUGAGUGGAGGCCCCAGGUGAGUGGAAGCUUGUGACCACUUCCAGGUCACAAGGCAGCAGUGUUGGUAAACUUCCAGAUAGGGCCAGCAGAGGGGAGGGACAGACUCCAGCCAUUCCUCUUAAUACUCUCUUUUGGGACUACAAGGAGACCUGAACCUUGUCUCUUCGAGAAGGAAAUCUGCACUUUAGAUGAGGCUGCAAAAAUAGGAAGAAGGCAUGUGUGAUUAAAUGGACUCUGCCCAUCCGAGGUACUCACUGGGGCAGCUGAACAAGCAACUUGAUGCCCUGCAGCCAGGUCUCACACUGCGACAGCAAAUGUUUCAUCAGGCAAACAGCAAGGAACUUUCAGGCUGUGUUCUUGAGACCUGAAAAUGUCCUCUGUGGUUUGGUGAACAAAUUAAGUCUCUUUAGAAAACGUGAAAAACGUUCUCUCAGCUGUCCAUGAACAUUUCAGUCUAGGGCAAUUUCCUUCCAAAAUAGAGGGCUGUUUCAUGACACACACAUGCCCUCCUGUCCAGUUAUCUCUCUUUCUUUGCGGGGGAAGUCAAUGUCACCGUGUCAGAUACCUUAAUACGAGCAGAACAAUUUCUUUUAUAAAAAAGAUUUUAUUUGAGAAAGAGAAAGCAAGAGACAGUACAGGCAGGGAGAAGGGAGAAGCAGGCUCCCCGCUGAGUAGGGAGCCCAAAGAGGGGCUCAAUCCCAGGACCCUGGGACCCUGAGACAGACACUUAACCAACUGAGUCACCCAGGUGUCCCUGAACAGAACAAUUUCUAAAUGUAGAAACACCAGUGAUGCACUGGUGGUGAGGCCACUGAGCCACUCAACGGAUGAGAGAAUCAUCCUCUUGAACACCUAGCUGGGUACCCAUGGUGAGUUCUUUUUUUUUCCCCUGGUGAGUUCUAAGAGGCAUAUCACAAAGCUGAUUUUCCCGUCUGUUGUAAGAUGUAAUCUGGAACAAGGGCUUCUGGAAAGUCAGCUUGCUGAUUCAAUAAUAAUGUGACUUCUUAUUCCACUUCGGCAACAGGGAACUUGGCAGGUCUCAUGCACGCCUCUUGAUGUUGAUGCUGCAGAUGAGUUAGUGUAGGAGUGAGCCUGUCACAUGCAUUCAAGUGGUAUCACUGAGUUCUGAUCUCUUAUGUUGGUCUUCAAGUGAAACUCUGGCCUACCAGUGUGAGAUGCUGUACUCUGCUACAGGAAGCUGAAGGAAGUCUAGUGGCCAAGAGUUAGCAACAACCCGUCUGAAUGCUGCUUUCACUCUGGCACCUGAAGAGAAUUUCCACCUUUCUUAGACCCUAAUAAGGACAAUAUACAGAGAAAUGCUCCAGAAAGCAAUGCUAGUCUCUAACAAGGAAAAACAAGUAGGUUCUUUGACAAUCUUUUCAAAACCAGACCUGGAAAUAAAACCCUUUUCCCAGUUUCAAUUUUUCUAAGUAGAGCUUUCUUUUUUCUUAACUAACAAACGUGUCACCUAGCAUGAGCAGAAAUUGUAAUGAACAAAACCAAAGUUUUUGAUGUUAGUUUUAUUUUUGUAAGCAGGGUAGAACCACAGCCCACAUGGAACACGUAGGCAGCCAGUCGUCUGCCACAUGAGCCUGGGAGAGGAUGAGAAGGAAGGUCUUCCUGUCCUGCCGCAUUUUGAAAAGCCCUGAGAGGCACAUGGAGACCCAAGAGAGGCUGCCUUCUAUUCAGGUGGCUGCCUUCUAAAAACGAUUAGCAGAAUUGCCAAAAUGUUAGGGUCAGUGGAAAAUUGCAGGGCCUGUGUAUGUUGAGGAAUUCAGAAAGAGGCUUGUAAACACCACAGAGCCCAGCACUUGCUGUCUGAAGCACUGAAAGAAGUGAAGACCCCCGUGCUACUGGGUGACGGUCCAACUGCCUGGACAUUUGGGGUGCACUUCAGUUGCGAUGAUGCCAGUCAUGGGCUUUGGGGAAGCAGAGGAAUGACUUCCCGUUGUGUGGGUGUUAAGUCUGUGGAUUUGGAAUGUAUCACUGAAAUCACUCGUUCGAAGAGUGACUUCACAGUAGGACCACCUCCUCCUAGGUUGUCUUAUCAUUUUUUUACAUAAAACACACCUGGUCCUUCUUACUUAGGCAGUUUCACUGUGUCCGAUAAAAUGAUUAAAUGGGAAGGCCACCAAGAUUCAUUUAAUAGCCGAAGAGCAGUUUUUAAAAAUAGUAUAGGAUGAAUUUAACGUGAGAUGACAUGACCUUCCGGGGAACUUUUUAAGAGCUUACACAAUGUAAUUGGGGAGAAUUUUGUCUUCUAUUUCCAUUCAUCAGUAGCAAACCAGUGGUCUUACAAAGAUUAAUGUUAUAGUAUGUUAUAGAAAUAAACAUGAUAUAUGAAAUAAAAGUAUGUUUAACUGUGAAAAAGUGAAGACUUGGAGUUAUCAGUAACCUUUAUGUGCACUAAGGAAAACUGCAGGUAGGCCCCCAAAGUGCUACCUUUCCCUAGCAUUUUAUUUACUGUUUGCCUUUGUGUAUAUGUUUUGAUUGAUAUUGUAAAGCUAGCUACAUGUUUUCCUGCCAUUGACCUAUAUUUAACACAUUUUUCUCCAAGCUUUUUUUUUUUUUUUUUUUUACAAAACUCAAAAUAAAAAGAUUAACUGGCUGAGCUAAUCUUCUUUUGCAUUUUAAACAUAUCGUCUGUUAGUAGAAGAAUGCACUGUGAUCCUUUUCUUGGUGUUUUCUUUCCCUCACUGAGAGGUUCUUUUCUGAGUGGAACCUAUUUCUCUCUAGCUCCCUUAGACUGACAAAUUAAGGCUAGCUAGCCCCUCGGAUCCGGAUCCGGCUCACCAUCUAUUUUUGUAAAUAAAGUUUUAUUGGACUA
Canis lupus familiaris (dog) is the source of this 8667-nucleotide messenger RNA. RefSeq names its product solute carrier family 9 member A7 (gene SLC9A7). Gene Ontology annotation, biological process: proton transmembrane transport; regulation of pH; sodium ion transport. The coding region runs from base 1 to 2184 and encodes 727 amino acids. The transcript has 17 exons. Lineage: Eukaryota; Metazoa; Chordata; Mammalia; Carnivora; Canidae. Gene Ontology annotation, molecular function: sodium:proton antiporter activity. Gene Ontology annotation, cellular component: membrane; recycling endosome. The record is from RefSeq and is a predicted model, not a curated record.